Molecule: messenger RNA, 857 nt
Organism: Rhagoletis zephyria (snowberry fruit fly)
Lineage: Eukaryota; Metazoa; Arthropoda; Insecta; Diptera; Tephritidae
Product: probable ubiquitin carboxyl-terminal hydrolase FAF
Source: RefSeq, a predicted model, not a curated record
UCGACAGGUAAUUUCUGCUUUGUAUGUGAAAAAAUUAUAUAAUAUACAUUUUUUCCCUAUAUUCAACAGUUUCUCGUUUGGAAAUCUAAUUUGCAUACAUUUGAUGCCAAUAGCUUUCGCAAUAAACAAGCCAGUUCUCAAAGAGUCCAAAUUGAUUUUAGUCAUGCAACAGCUCCACAUAACUCCGCCAUAGACACACCAAGUUGCUGGAGUACCAAAAAUCUGUGAUGACAGUAUUUUAAUUGAUCCACGAUAAUCGGUGGCAUAUGGAAUGCGUGAUGGAAAUUUUGUGGUGCUUGAUAGCCAAUAUACUACAAGAUUACAUUAAGAAGCUAAUAGAGGACAGAGCUGUUGGUGAGGAAGGUGUCGAGUUACUGCAGUACUGCAACUGGGAAAAUCCACAUUUCGCACGUGUCCCACUCGUAUGGAAUAGUAGCUUAUGUCGAAAGGCUGGUUUUAGUAUAAUGCGGCAUUCGCAGCAUACCCUCACUGGAUUAUACUAAAGCUAGCUUCCCGACAUAAACUACUAUUCCAUACGAACACAGAAAUGUAAAUGUAUCUAAAACUGAAUAACUCAAAUCAAAUUGGAUUGCAUUUGCAUAAUAUACCUAAUAUUGGAAUCUGUUUUGAUCGUAAAAAAUACAAAUUGCAAUCAUUUAGAUUAUAGUUUUGAAAGAAAUUGAUUGCAAUCGUAAAUUGUGUAAAAAUUGUUAAUAGCAAUCUGCCUUAAAUUUAUGUUCCCCAUGUAACGGUUAUAAAAUACGUUAAAUCCGCACUAUCUGCAUUAACAAAAAAUAUACAUUGGAAUAUUUAAAAUAAAACGAUUCAUAUUUAUUUUCUAAUAAGAAUUGUUUCUU